AUGAAAGCAGAGGGAUGGCGAUUGAAAGGAUCAAGAGGCUCGCAGGCGACAUUCGCCGAUCGAAUGGCGAGGGGAGGUCGUCGUCUCCGGGGCAGGCGAGGAUUAAGACACGAAGCUUCACUCUCCUUAUCCGGCUGCGAGGUGAGAGUCCGGGCGUCGCAAGCAGAAGUAGCACCGGAGCAGGCGUGGUUUCAGAGAUCGAUCGCGAGAAGGAUUGAUGUCUCCGGGGUUCGACGGGCCGAAGGGGAGAAGGAAAUGAAGGCAGAUCGGUGGUGGGUGGGGGGUUUUUCGACCGGAGGAGGUGUGGGGUGCCAUGGGGAAAAUGAUUCAGCAAUAGUACCACAGAUAGUAAGGCUUGGCAGUGAAGGUCGACGGGAAAGGGGGAUGGACGGGAUAGCCGAUCUUCGGUGCCUCGCUUCCACUGUUUGCUCGAUAAUAACAGAUUUAGGUGGGUGUUUUGUUGGUUGGUAUUGGCAGCAAGAAGAUGAAGAAAGGUGGUCUUUGGUUUGCUUAUUCGACAAAACAAUAGGGAAGGACAAUGGAGGCUUGAAGUCCAUUUGUUUUGACUGA
Molecule: messenger RNA, 570 nt
Organism: Lactuca saligna
Lineage: Eukaryota; Viridiplantae; Streptophyta; Magnoliopsida; Asterales; Asteraceae
Source: the annotation of a GenBank genome assembly